This is a messenger RNA of Erigeron canadensis, 2940 nucleotides long. RefSeq names its product phosphatidate phosphatase PAH2-like. Gene Ontology annotation, molecular function: phosphatidate phosphatase activity. The record is from RefSeq and is a predicted model, not a curated record. Bases 71 to 2641 code for a protein of 856 amino acids. NCBI's taxonomy places the organism in Eukaryota, Viridiplantae, Streptophyta, Magnoliopsida, Asterales, Asteraceae. The transcript is spliced from 10 exons.
UUUAUCAAACAGAUGAUCUGCAUUUAUAUAGAUACAGAUAUAGAUAUAAAUAUAGAAGCUAUUUAUUUAUAUGAAAAAAACUUGUAGAGCUAUAGGAUUUGGGUAUGAAGUGAGAGUGUGUGUGAACCUAAAAAACAUCUUUAAAGAGGGAAAAAUGUAUGCUGUAGGGAGACUAAGUAGCUAUAUAACUAGGGGGGUGUCGACGGUUUCUGGCCCGUUUCAUCCAUUUGGUGGGGCCAUAGAUAUUGUUGUGGUUCAACAACAAGACGGUAGUUUAAAGUCUUCUCCUUGGUAUGUUAGAUUUGGGAAGUUUCAAGGUGUUUUGAAAGUGAAAGAGAGAGUUGUUGACAUUAAUGUUAAUGGGGUUGAAGCCGAUUUUCAUAUGUAUUUAAAUCCGAAAGGGGAGGCAUACUUUCUUAGGGAAGAUGUGGAUUCUGAGUCGAAAAGUAUGGAUUUUAAUUUUGGGAAGUGUAAUUCACUUAUGGAUGCUAACAAUGGUAAGUCUUUUUCUAGGACUUUAGGGUUUGCCCUUGAUAGGAAAAAUACGUAUGUUGAUGAGAGUUCUUCGAAUGAAGAUGGUAAGUCGAAUGAUGGUAGGAAGUCAGCUGAGAUUGCUGCCGAUCUUUUGGAAAAGAGGUGGUCUACUAAUUGUUGUAAUGGAACUAGUAAUAAACAUCACGGGGAAUGUAAAAAUGAUGAGGGAGAGGUUGUUAGUGGAAAAUUGGGGGCGAGUUUGGUUUUGCAUGAAGAACACUUUGUACAUAAAGCGAAAGAAGAUGAGAAAAACUCUCAAGUUGUUGCAGACGUUGAUAAAAUUACAGUAGCGAAUGUUGAUAAUGAUGGCAAUGUAGAAAUUUAUGAAAAAUAUGUGGGUUGUGUGGAAAAUAGUAUUUUGAAGGAAGAGAACUUGAAUGUGGGAUCGGAAAAACCUGAAGAUCAUUUAAACAUUGUACAAGAAAAUGUUACAGAGGUUUCAUGUAUUCCGCGAGAAAAAGUUUUGGAUGAAACUCAAAAGGGUAACUAUAUGAGGGAUGCUGAAGAAGUCAACUCAUCUUUGAAGUCAAAUGGUCAACUUCAAGACGAUUCUCCUUUGAAAAAGGAAGCACCGAAAGUAUUAGUUGAAGAGCAGUUUACAUUUGGUGACCUUGAUGAUAGAAAUCCACGGGUCAAUCUUAGGUCCACAAGUCCAGAUCAUGGGUCGGAUUCUUUUACGUAUACGUUUGAUCAUGAGAGCAUUGCAGAUGAUAUGGAAGGGGUGAAGGGAAAUAUUAAGAAGUUUCCAAGUGAGUCUGAUAUAGCUAAGGGUUAUAAACUUAUUGAAGAGCAAGAUGUAGCACGGACGAAGUCUUUGCCAAAUAUUUGGUCACAUUUUGAUGAUUCUUCGUAUUACACUGUUGAUCCCAAGCGAAGAUUCUCCAGGUGGGAUAUGCUUAGAAAAGAUGCUUCACGGAUCAUAAUUGAAGGUGGUAAACAACCGCCUCAUCUCCAGUCUGCAAAUUUCAAGUCUAAGAACGCUAUUUCAGGAGAUGCAUCAAAAAAUGGUGAUGACAGUGGUAAAAGCUGGAGCCUUUGGCCCUUUAAUAAAUCAAGAAAUAAAAAGUCCCAGAAAGAACAUUCAUGUAAAAAAGAUUCUGAUAUUGAUACUGGGUCAGAAUUGGACUUAGAAAAAGAUCCAUUAUCGAAGUCGAUUAAGUUGAAGAAAGAGCUUACUCCAACUCCAGAACAACUAGAGUCUUUGAAUCUUACAGAAGGGAAAAAUACAGUAACCUUCAAAUUCUCAACAGCAGUUCUUGGGGAUCAACAGGUUGAUGCCCGAAUAUUCUUGUGGAGAUGGGAUACCCACAUUGUCAUCUCAGAUGUUGAUGGAACAAUUACCAAAUCUGAUGUUCUAGGCCAAUUCAUGCCUUUGGUUGGAAAGGACUGGUCACAUAUCGGUGUAACACAUCUCUUUUCAGCUAUCAAGGAAAAUGGAUAUGAAAUUCUGUUUCUUAGUGCCCGGUCAAUCUCCCAAGCGGACAUGACUCGACAGUUCUUAAUCAGCCUUAAGCAGGAAGGGAAGACUCUCCCCGAGGGACCUGUUGUUAUUUCCCCUGAUGGGCUAUUUCCAUCACUUUUUCGUGAAGUUAUCCAAAGAGCUCCUCACGAAUUCAAAAUUGCUUGUUUGGCGGAUAUCAGGGCAUGUUUUCCAGCCGAUUGGAACCCGUUCUAUGCAGGUUUUGGAAACAGAGACACCGAUGAAUUUAGCUACCUUAAGGUUGGAAUACCAAAGGGAAAAAUCUUCAUCAUUAAUCCAAAGGGAGAGGUGGUUGUAAACCGUUGUAACGAUACAAAAUCAUAUAGUUCCCUUCAUACUGUCGUCGAUGGCAUUUUUCCACCUAAAUCCAUGCACAAGGAGGCCAAUACACCAAAAAAGGAGGCCGAUACACCAAAAAAGGAGGCUGAUACACCAAAAAAGGAGGCUGAAACACCAAAAAAGGAGGCCGAAACACCAAAAAGGGAAGCUGAUAUAUCAAAAAAGGAGGACAAUGAGCCAAAAAAGGAGGCCGAUACGCCAAAAAAGGAGACCAAUAUGCUAAAAAGGGAGGCCGAUGUGCCAAAUAAGGAGGCUGAUACAUCAGAAAGGGAGGCUGAUACGCAUUAAGGAGGAUUAUUACUCUCAGAACAUUUGGAAACUUACACACCUGAAUGAAGAUAUCAGUGAAAGGCCCGGUGCACUAGCCUCUCGGUAGCAUAUGGUAAGAGAUUCACUGAUGUAUAUUUGAUGUAAAUUUUGAUGCCCCGUCAUAACGCGUUGUAUAGAAUCUAGGAGAAACUGAAAAAAUGCAUUUAACACUCAGAAAACUAGUACAUACAAGUAUGUCAAAGUGGUUACCCAUCCAUUUUAUAAUUAAAUUUUAUUCCAAAAAGAGUUCUCUGAUAAAAACAAAUCAUGUCCCAGUC